This is a messenger RNA of Ostreococcus lucimarinus CCE9901, 624 nucleotides long. RefSeq names its product Plastid ribosomal protein L21 large ribosomal subunit (gene PRPL21). The transcript has a single exon. Gene Ontology annotation, biological process: translation. NCBI's taxonomy places the organism in Eukaryota, Viridiplantae, Chlorophyta, Mamiellophyceae, Mamiellales, Bathycoccaceae. Bases 1 to 624 code for a protein of 207 amino acids. The record is from RefSeq and is a predicted model, not a curated record. Gene Ontology annotation, molecular function: structural constituent of ribosome; RNA binding. Gene Ontology annotation, cellular component: ribosome.
AUGUCUCGCCACGUCGCGCGUCGCGCGUUCUCUCUCGCGACGUCCGUCGCGCCCGCGCGCGCCGCGCGCGCCGCGACCGCGCCGUCGACGUCGUUCGCGCGCGCCGUCGCCGCCUUCGCCCCGUCGUCGUCGUCGCCGUCGCCCUCGCCGCCGCUCGCGCGCGCGUUCGCGAGCGGACUCACGAUCAACGGCGGCGUCACCCCCGCCGUGGACGCCGUGCCGGAAUCCAUCGUCCUCGUGCCGCGCGAGGAGGCGCCGGCGAUCGACGCCGAGCGCGGCGUCGAGGUGCGCCCUAAAGACGUCUUCGGCGUCGUCGAGGUGCGGUCGCAUCAGUUCAAGGUGUCCCCGGACGACUUGAUAUUCGUGGAUAAGAUAAAGGACGUCGAGGUGAACGAUGUGGUGAGGUUGCCGCGGGUGCUGAUGCUGGGGAGCAAGACGCGAACGGUGAUCGGGCGGCCGACGGUGCCAGGGGCGGAGGUUCUCGCGUUGGUCGAGGAGCACGUGCGGGACGGGAAGAAGUUUAUAUUCAAGAAGAAGCGGCGGAAGAAUUAUCGACGGAUGAAUGGGUACAGAGCGCAGCUCACGGGAUUGAGAGUGUUGGAGGUUAGGGGCAUUGAGGAGUAG